Molecule: messenger RNA, 2899 nt
Organism: Pangasianodon hypophthalmus (striped catfish)
Lineage: Eukaryota; Metazoa; Chordata; Actinopteri; Siluriformes; Pangasiidae
Gene: mgrn1a
Product: mahogunin, ring finger 1a
Exons: 17
Coding region: 350-1957 (535 amino acids)
Biological process (GO): negative regulation of G protein-coupled receptor signaling pathway; endosome to lysosome transport; protein ubiquitination
Cellular component (GO): cytoplasm; nucleus; plasma membrane
Molecular function (GO): ubiquitin protein ligase activity
Source: RefSeq, a predicted model, not a curated record
GAACUCACGUCUCGCGGGGUUGCUCGUGUUGUUUCCAACGUUGAGGCUGGAUCACUGCUGGAGUGUUGUUUAUACUGAGCAUAUAUCUAAUUUUUUUUUAAAGAUUUAUUUAUCUUUUGUUUGUCCGCAAGUGGAUGUUCAACAGAGUUUAUUUUUAGCCUCUGUAGGAUAGAACUGUUCUGGGAUCAGCGAUGAACGGAACAUUUUUAGCAGGAAAGAUGGGAAUGCAUCUCUAACGGUGGAAAGAAACAUUAGCCAAAUAAGCGUGAAGCAGCCUGCCAAAAAAAAACAACCUCCUUCCUGCUUCCUUAUAGAUCCAGGCUUUUCAGCUGGACGCUACUGCCUAAUCAUGGGCUCAAUACUUAGUCGAAGAAUUGCUGGAGUUGAAGACAUCGAUAUUCAAGCCAAUUCCGCUUACAGAUAUCCUCCCAAAUCCGGAAAUUAUUUCACCAGUCACUUUUUUAUGGGAGGCCAGAAAUUUGACACGCCCCAUCCUGAGGGAUAUCUGUUUGGAGAAAACAUGGAUUUGAAUUUUUUAGGCAACAGACCCGUUCAGUUUCCCUAUGUGACCCCUGCACCUCAGGAGCCUGUGAAGACCCUGAGGAGUCUAGUGAACAUCAGGAAAGACUCUUUACGGCUUGUUAGGUACAAAGCUGAAGCUGAAAGCACUGCAGAGGAAGCUGGAAAUCCGGGAGUUUUGUACGGUGUGGAGUUUUACUUUGACACUGACGCCAGGGUGGCCAUCACACUAUACUGCCAGGCUUUUGAGGAGUUUUCUAAUGGAGUAGCAGUCUAUACUCCAAAAACACCAGCUAUGGCAUCCGAGACAGUCUGCUAUAAGAGAGGGAUAAACCAGCAGUUUUCUCUGCCAUCUUUCAAGAUUGAUUUCACUAAAUGGAAACCAGAGGAGCUGAACUUUGACCUGGACAGAGGUGUUUUCCCUCUGGUGAUUCACGCGGUUGUGGAUGAUGGAGAUGAUGUCGUUGGACACGCUCAUGUACUUUUAGCAGCAUUUGAACGGCAUGUCGAUGGCAGUUUUUCAGUGAAGCCUUUGAAGCAGAAGCAAAUUGUUGAUCGCGUCAGCUACCUGCUCCAGGAGAUUUAUGGCAUCGAGAAUAAGAACAACCAAGAGACAAAGUCUGUAGAGGAUGAGAACAGUGACAACAGCAGUGAGUGUGUGGUGUGCCUGUCAGACCUGCGCGACACACUCAUUCUCCCCUGCAGGCACCUUUGUCUCUGCAAUGCGUGUGCUGACACACUACGUUACCAAGCCAACAACUGCCCUAUCUGCCGACUGCCCUUUAGAGCACUGUUACAAAUCCGUGCAGUGAGGAAGAAGCCUGCUGGGGUGCUCUCCUCUGUCCCCUUCAGUCCGGUGCUAUCUCAGAGCUCAGACAACACAGAGAAUUCGAACUCUGAGAACAUCCCUCCAGGCUACGAGCCUGUGUCCCUGCUGGAGGCCCUGAACGGCGUGCAGCCUGCGUCUCCUGCUCUGCCCUCAGCCCCUCUGUAUGAAGAGGUCCAGUACUCAGGAGAAAUGGGUGACCCACUGACCCUGAGCAUGAAGCAGCAGAGCACCGUGGAGCUCAGUACAGAUCCAGCAGCUCUGAAAUCCAAACUCAGCAAGUCACCAGAUGGGUCUACACGCUCCCCCACGUCUCCUAUCCAGGAGGAGGAGGAUGAGGAGCAUCUGUCUGAUCUGUCUGAUGCUCAGCCUCGCCCUGUGCGGCCCUACAGUCCAGCUCCCACUGAGGCGACAGUAGAUGGGGUAGAAUCAGAUCCAGGAUCCCCUAACACAGGUUCAGAGGGCAGGUCUGUGGGGGUGUCUGUGAGUGAGAUCCUGCAGGACUGCCAUAGUGCGCGCAGCAGCUUGAGCCGCACGGAGAGCGAUCCCUCAGCAGACCUGGCACUGCCUGCAUCUGAGUCCUGGUCUACUGCUGUUGAGGAAUGUUCGUAACGUCCCAUUUUCAGGGUCAUCAGGGUCCAUUGAGAGUCUGAAGAGUCAGAGCACCAGCAGCUCCAUCCAACCUUUGCUCUGCCUCCCCAGUAGCCUGUGCAUCGAGGACGAGCUCCUCAGCCCCUAGCAGCACUACGCUCCUGUGUGCCUCUGCAUUAGCCUUUCUGCUUCAGUCAAGAGUCUCCUUCUAAGAAUAGCACAAUCACUAAUGUCUCUUAAAAGCUAUUAAGAAACACCAUUGUUCAUUUGAAAGGCUCAGACUAAUGUCCCCCUGCUAUGAACUACAGAUCUCCCAAACACUGACAUUCCUUUCAGUUGAAUCUUGUGUGUUUUUAGUGUCUUCCAAACAAUCAUUAAAGCAGAGGUACUCGAUUCAUAGUCCCGAAGAGGGCUGGCAAGUAUAACUGAUGUUCCCAAACUAAUGAACAAAUAGCUCACUGCUUUGACACAGCUCUAAUUGUAGUGAAGAUUUUAUUUCCAAGACACUAUGUUUUACAGUGAUAGUGCAAUCAUGUACAGUCCAGUCAGUUUCAGAUUUUUCAUAAGUUUUUUUAAAUGCAUUGUUAAGUGCUAAGUCUCUUUCUGCAAGAUAUCCAUCAUAAUAGUCUGUCUCUCAGUCUCUGUCUUUGGUCAAAGCGUUCACAUUUUGGUCAAAUUGUAAGCACUUCAUUGAGCUUUAGUAGCUGACUUAACAUUAAUGGGCGUUUUAUUUCAUAAAAGAUCAGGAUGCAUAUUAAGCCUAGUCCUAGACUAAAAUGUUUUUAACACUUUGAAAUGUGUAUUUUGGGUUAAGCUUUAACCCUCUGACUCUGACUAAAAGCCAGUCUAAUUUGUCAGAACCAUGGCUUUUUAGUGAUUCACUGCUUCAAUGCUCUGUAGAAUGAAUAUUGUAUAUUUGUAUGUAGUUAAAUCAUUUUAUCAUAAAGUGCUGUACACAAAUGC